AUGGCUGAGCAACAGGCCGGGUCCGGUGGCAUUGACCCCGAGCAGCACAACAGCACGGCGACAACUGCCAUCACGCGUACCCAACCACUGGCGGUCAAAAAGCUUCAGGCCGCCAGCGACGCUCUCAAGGAGCUCAUCAAGUCUCUCCUCCGACCCGUGUCCGAGCUGGAUGUUGUGUUCCCCAGCCUCGAAGCCGAAGAAAUGGCUUCCAACCACCGUCGCCGCUUGGCCGAGUGGCUCAUCAUGUUCCACCAGAAACAUGGUCACUUGGCCUCGCGUUUCAUGGCAAUUUCCGACGCAAUUCAAAAUGAUGGCCAGAGCACACAUGCCCUUCACACUGCGGCAUCUACCAACACCGCCACCACCAGCAGCGACAAUACCAGCGCCAAUGCCACUGAAAAUGCUGCCGGGACCUCCUCCAGCGUCACGCAGACUGGUCGUUUUCAGUUUUCUCUGCUGCCUCCCGAGGUCCAGGUGAUGAUCUUCAGCUAUGCUGCCGAGCCGCCAAAGUGCAAGCAUUUCUUCUACGCGGUGACGUAUCAACAUCGCAUGCUCCUCGACACGCUUCAACCCACGAACACUGCUCGCAUUCCGCGCACGGCGCUUUUUGAGAACCACCCUGCCAUUGAGCUCAUGCCCGACCGCGCCUUCUGGAUGCUCUGCACGGCCAGCCGGUUCGCGAUGCAGCGCGAGUACAGCCGCUGGCGGGACGAGAUGGAAGUGCGUCCCUACUGCAUGAACACCGACCGCAGCGACUUUCAUCUGACCUGGGACGGCGAGUCGGACGCCACCACCGACUUGGAAGGUGGCAGGCGCGCACGCCGGGACCCCGAGAGCCGGCCUUUUGUCUACCGUUCCAGCAUGGACUGGGUGCACAAUGUCAAUUUCGUGCAGUGGACCAACGCCGACGGCCUUCUCUUUGACCAUACGGAGCAGUCGAUGGACAGCUCGGAUGACGCCACGGACAGCGACACGGAUGACGACGCAGGCGGCAACGCAGGCAACGGGGCCAACAACAACAUGGCGGGCACGGUGGCCAACAACAUGCGCCCCCGCAACAUUUUCACGCUGAACGGCAAUGACGAGGCGGCGAACCGCGAUGCGCUGCACAACCAUGUUUUCGAGGACCGUGGCACCGUCGACGGCUGGGAGGCCGGUGAGCGCCUGACCUUUAUGAUGAGCGCAUCCAACCAGCGCCGCGCGACCCUUGCUCAAACAAUGGAGGGCAAGGGGAAGGGGAAGGGCAAGGCCGUGGACGAUGAGGGCAAAGACGACGAAAAUGACGCAGACGUCGAGGACAACAGCGACAGCGAUCGCGACAACGACAGCAGCAGCGACGACGACGACAAUGAGGACGCAGACGCGCACAUUGCCUAG
Sporothrix schenckii 1099-18 is the source of this 1377-nucleotide messenger RNA. RefSeq lists its product as uncharacterized. The transcript has a single exon. The record is from RefSeq and is a predicted model, not a curated record. The coding region runs from base 1 to 1377 and encodes 458 amino acids. NCBI's taxonomy places the organism in Eukaryota, Fungi, Ascomycota, Sordariomycetes, Ophiostomatales, Ophiostomataceae.